AUGGCUUCCAGGAUUUGGUACCAUUUCUGCAUGCUCAAUUUGAUGCGGCCCUUUGUCUCGAACUCGAAUAACCUCGUGGAUGGCACUACCCCGAAACUGUCUGGUGGUGCCAGGCCCAGUGUCAUAUGUCACCGAGCUUCAGAAGCCAUCAUUUCGCUCACUGGCACUUACCAAGCCCGGAACUUCAUUGCAUAUCUGCCACCCUUGUUACCGUAUAUGGUCUUCACUGCCGUCCUCUUUGAACUCACGUUGACGGCCAGCCCGGUUUUGUGUCAGCAAGGCCUCACCGAUUCUCCGUCAAGUUUGUCUCCGCUUACUGGAUAUCAGUCACCCAUACAGGCCGCCUCCAAGCCAGGGACCCGUUGGUCUCAACUGCCUCAGGCAUCAGCUCCGCGUCCAGGAUUUUGUUCGUCCGACUCUGAGCCUGUAUCCCCAGCGUCUACCAGACAGGCCAACCAAACUACCCACCGCCGGGCGUCCGGUGUCUCGACUAUCUCCACCGGAUUUUCAAGUAGCGAGCAGAGCAGGCGGCCGAGUGGCUGUAGUUUUCUUUCUGGCACGCCACGUGACCAGGACGAGAUAUCGACAUCGGAUACAGAGUCAGACCUAUUCCCCGUGUUUUCGUCGCAACCUUCGGAUCUUGUUACCGUCGGCUCACUGCAGUUAGCAUCCAUGAGCGCCCGCCAUCUUGGUGCCGCUGAGGCUUCCCGCCUACUCCGGGGAUUGGGGAACAUUCGAGACGUCGCCGAAGUCAGGCUCAACCUAGCUGCACUCACCGCUUCACUGCCAUUUCCAGCUGUUGAAUUCGGAACUUCUAUCCUACUUACCGGCCUUGGACUUCAGAAGGUGCCGGUUGCCAGCGUGGUCCCGGGCGCUUCGACAUUUUGUGGAGGGUUGAGUCCUAUGUCGGUCCCAAAAGUCGAGUCUACUAAAUCACCCACCGGUGACCUGUCUUCAGCCCAACUACCUACAUCUCUGCAACAGGCACCUGGGCCAUGA
Messenger RNA from Podospora anserina S mat+, 999 nucleotides. RefSeq lists its product as uncharacterized. NCBI's taxonomy places the organism in Eukaryota, Fungi, Ascomycota, Sordariomycetes, Sordariales, Podosporaceae. The transcript has a single exon. The coding region runs from base 1 to 999 and encodes 332 amino acids. The record is from RefSeq and is a predicted model, not a curated record.